UUUGAAAACAUUCGCAUUCAGUGUAUCAGGGACUCGACUGUGUUGACUGGUUAUGAUACGAUUGGGAGGAAACUGGUUGGUCCGGAUUCGAAUAGCGCUUACUGUUUUAGGAUUUCCAUAUUGUCUCUGUACAUCAAGAAUCAGGCCUCCCAUCUCAUGCUCUGCUGCCCAGGUUCCUGCCAUAACUGUUAAAAGCGUCAGUACCAGUGCCUGCAGUGCCUUCACCAUGUUCUCAGCCCCUAACGUCAAGGCCAGGUGCCUACAGUACCCGGGCUCAGAGAUCCAGCGUGUCCCCGUGCCCGAUGACAAGGUAGACUGGAAAAUUGACUGGCACAUGUACAGUCCAGUGAGCUACACGGCCCCAGUUGUGCUCAACAAGCCUGUGUGGGCCGAUCCUGACAUUGGGUCUUUCUCCCCGAGGUUCAACUCUCUGGAUGGCAAAGUGGACAGGCGGAGUCAUGAGGGGGAGUACAGAGUGGAGAACGGCAUUCCAAUAAAUCCUCACAGCCGCACUGGUUUGACUGGGAGAGGUUUGCUGGGACGGUGGGGACCCAAUCAUGCAGCUGAUCCCAUUGUUACCAGGUGGAAGAGGGACUCAGCAGGACUGAGAGUGUUUCAUCCAGUGUCCAAAAUGCCUGUUCUGCAGUUUGUGUCCAUCAAGAGGAAAGACUGUUUGGAAUGGGCUCUCCCAGGGGGCAUGGUUGAUCCUGGAGAACUGGUGUCCCUCACCCUACAGCGGGAGUUCUCUGAAGAGGCUCUGAACUCCCUGGACGCUUCCCCCGAGGAAACAGAACGGAUCCACGAGCGUAUCACUGCGCUGUUCGGCUCACAGGGUCUGGAGGUCUACAAGGGUUAUGUAGAUGACCCAAGAAAUACUGACAACUCUUGGAUGGAAACGGUUGCCGUCAACUUCCAUGAUGAAACAGGAAACAGUGUGAGUGAGCUCCCUUUGCAAGCAGGCGACGAUGCAGGGCAGGUGCAGUGGAUUGACAUUGACUCCGCCCUGUCCCUCUAUGCAAGCCACUCCCAUUUUCUGGAAGUGGUCGCCAAGAAGAGAAAUGCGCACUGGUAAAAGGGGAAAACAUUGUUUGGCAAAUAUUGGUUGCACUGACAUUGGAAAAAGUUUGAGUAAAAUUAUGGAAUGUACAAGUAGUCUGAUCUAAUCCAGUGGUGACUUAAAAGCCUUGUCUACAUCUGUCUCUAA
Molecule: messenger RNA, 1204 nt
Organism: Esox lucius (northern pike)
Lineage: Eukaryota; Metazoa; Chordata; Actinopteri; Esociformes; Esocidae
Gene: nudt9
Product: nudix (nucleoside diphosphate linked moiety X)-type motif 9
Exons: 8
Coding region: 53-1072 (339 amino acids)
Molecular function (GO): ADP-ribose diphosphatase activity
Source: RefSeq, a predicted model, not a curated record